GGGAUUUCGCACGAAUAAGCCGUCGGGGCUGCCUCUCACGGAAAAAUGAUCCUCACCCAAUGCGCAUUUUGUGCUGUCGACCUUGGCCUAACUUUGGGCAAGAAAUGCGGCCGCUGCAGCACACGCUACUGUGGGGCCGCCUGCCAGAAAAAGCACUGGGAGGAGGGCGGCCAUGACGCGCUCUGCAAAGCAAUAAAAAAAGCUGGCGGUGCCGAGCAAUACCACGCAAAUAACAAGUACGCAGCGGCCGUAGCAGUCGCGACGAAGGCGUGCGCGGACGACACGAAGGGCCAGACGUGCUACAUCUGCACGCAGGCCGUGCAUUGGAAGACAAAGGAGGGCCUCGUGCGCGGGUGCUCGUGCCGCGGGACGGCGGGAUUUGCGCACGUGUCGUGCCUGGCGGAGCAGGCGAAGAUUUUGAUCGCGGAGGUCGAGGAGAACAAUUUGGGUGCUAAUGCGUUGGAUGAGAGGUGGCAUCGGUGGCAUAAGUGUAGCCUGUGCGAGCAAGAGCACCACGGCGUCGUGGCAUGCGCGCUCGGGUGGGGGUGCUGGAAGACUUACGUCGGGCGGCCGGAGAGGGAUCUGUCUCGGAUCAGUGCGAUGAGGCGGCUUGGGAACGGUUUAUCCGCCGCAAAGCACCAGGAGGACGCGUUAUCCGUGAACAAGGCCGAGUUGUCUCUGCUGCAGCGCCUUGGCGCAUCGGAAGAGAGCAUACUCGCCGUGCGGCACAAUAUUGCGAUGGUGUAUCAGGGGCUUGGACGGUACGAACAGGCCCUACAGAUGAAGCGAGACGUAUACUCCGGACGUUUGAGGCUCAGCGGCGAAGAACAUCAAGAGACCAUCCGAUCAGCCGUCAACUACGGGAGCGCCCUUCUUUCUCUCGGGCGAUUCGAAGAGACCAAGUCGUCGUCAAAGAAAAUUUUGCCCGUGGCACGACGCGUUCUCGGAGAGAAUCACCAACUCACGCUCACGAUAAGGUUCGCUUACGGGGUGGCGCUCUACCAAGACGACGGUGCCACGCUCGACGAUGUCCGCGAAGCUGUGACGACGCUCGAGGACACGGAACGGACCGCGCGGCGCGUGCUCGGCGGUACGCAUCCGACCGUAGUGUCGAUUGGGGAAGCACGGCGAGACUCGCAAGCGGCGCUCGCGGCCCGCGAAGCGGGGUGCGCGUACUCCUAUAAGAUUAGAGUCUGAC
Messenger RNA from Pelagomonas calceolata, 1198 nucleotides. Lineage: Eukaryota; Pelagophyceae; Pelagomonadales; Pelagomonadaceae. The record is from the annotation of a GenBank genome assembly.